AAGGGAAGGUACGGAGAGUAGUAAUUUGGGACUUGAAUAAAGUUCUAGUUCUAGGGUUUUCUAUGUAAAUUGUUGCGAGAUAUAUAUACAUCUGUUUUGUUUGUACCCGUAAAUUCCCAUUCGAUCAGUAUCAGAACCAGCCCGCUAUCUUCAAUCGAACAGGAACCCAUAGAGUAAAGGUAAGAACGUAAUGUCACAAGAGAGGCAGAGAGAUUAGUGCAGAAGAAUGCCGACGAAUGGAACCAGUAGGUUUGUCAGGUAAGAGAGGAGACAUUUCUUGUGCGAAGCUUCUGCAUUGCAUAAAUGAUGGCACACAUAACUAAGAAGGGAACUGGGAAGACUGCUGAAGGCUCCUCAGAAACUCCGAAAGCAUUGAAGCCCAAACAUAAAAUAUCCAAGAGUGCUCAGAAUGAUGGUAUUGUAGAUAUCAAUAAAUUGAAAGGGGCCCUUCAGCUUCAAGAGGAAAAAAACAAGAAGAAAAAAAAUAACUUGGAGAGCAAAAACGCAAGUAGCAAUACAGAAAAGGAGGAUGCUAGGACCUUAAAAGUAAGGGGAAUGAAGCAAAAGAAUGCUGUAAAUGGGGAGCGCAGUGAAAAGAGAAAAGAUUCUAUCAGGAUCAGAGAAAAGCAUGCUCUGUUGCAAAAGAAGCAACAUAAUGAAAAGAACAAAGAAAAGUUCAGUCGGUCAAAGAAGAAUGAAGAGAGUCAAUUUCGCAAAGAAAGACAUGGUCAUAUUGAAAACAGGAAAGAGAAGCUGGGUGGUUUGAUCUUCAUGUGCAAUGAAAGGACAAAACCAGAUUGUUUCCGUUACCGUGUCAUGGGUGUGCAAAUGGGCAAGAAAGAAGUGGUGUUGGGUGUCAAACCAGGCCUCAAGCUCUUUCUCUAUGACCUUGAUCUCAGGGUUAUGUAUGGGAUCUACAAGGCAUCGUCUUCUGGUGGCAUCAAACUUGAGUCAGCAGCUUUUGAAGGAGAUUAUCCUGUUCAGGUGCGCUUCAGCGUUGACCAAGAUUGUUAUCCCCUCCCUGAAAGUGUCUUCAAAAGGGCAAUCAAGGAAAACUAUACUGGAACACACAGGUUUAAACUGGAACUUAGUGUUCAACAGGUUAAGAAGCUUACAGAACUUUUCAGGCCUGCUGAAUUGCCUUCACAUGCACCAUCUAUCAUCCACCCUCCACCAGUGAUGGUAACAAUUCAGGAUAGAGAAGUUAAGAGAGGAGCGAGAGAGUCCUGGGCCCCUUUGCACAUGGAAUCUUUGGUAAGAGAUCCUCCUACCUAUGGUGAAGGUAGGAGGUACCAUUUGCCGUCUAAUGAAUAUGAUCAUCAGCAUUUAACAUACAAAGAAGUUCCUCCGACAGGGAGAGAUGUUGUUUCUCUAGAUUAUUAUCCAAGUGAGAAGGAAUAUCGUGCUUUUGGUCUUCUUCGCACAGAAAGACAAAACUUCAGUCCAUACAAAAGUGGACCUGCUUUGGACCCCUACUCUAGGGGCUAUGUUAGAGAGCAACCUCCACCAACCGUAACAAUUCAGGAUAGGGAAAUUAAUGAGGGAGUGAGAGAAUCCCGGGCCCAACUACACAGUGAACGUUUAGCUGUUGAUCCUCGUAGUUACGUUGAAACUCGGGGGUACCCUGUGCUCUCUAAUGUCAGUAAUCAGCAUUUAACAUACAAAGAGGUUCCUCCAAUAGAGAGGGAGAAUUUUUCUCAUGGUACUUAUCCUAGUGAAAAGGAAUAUCGAACUUAUGGUCUUCGAAGAGAAAUACAAAAUGUCAGUCCACCUAGAAGUCAUAUUACGCCUACAUUGGAACCUUACUCGAGGGAUCACGUAAGAGAGCACCUUGUGAUGCACCCCAGUCAUGAUCCACAUGUAGUGACUGAAAAAGCAUUUGAAACCUACAGUCUUAUUCCUGGACGGGAACCGCAGUCUUCAACACCCCUUGUGACCCCGACUAUAGCAUCUACUUUGGAUUCUUACUCUAAGGAUCCAUAUUAUGCUUACAGCAAGGGUGGUUCGGCUAUGGACCUGUAUCAGCUGCCUUUAAGGAGAGAGGAAGUCCCUUCAGGAUCUUAUUCUCUCAGUGGAAGGGGAGAGACACACCAUUCUGUUACUGAUCAUUUGCAAGCUAGAGACAGUUAUCUGACUCAGAGUGACCAAUCACGGAUGGGAGAAUCUUACGUUACUGAGAGCAAUCACUUGGGAAGGAUGGAAGUCAAAGACGUGCGGAUGUUACACCCGACGUAUGCUUCCAGUGCUCUAUCCUACUAUGACCGUGAAGUUAAAGAUGUGCGGAGGUUACACCCGACCUAUGCUUCCAGUGCUCUAUCCUACUAUGACCGUGUUCAAAAAUAUCCAGAGGCUAGGGCUGAAACCUCGCACGCACCACUUUCAUCUCUGUACAGUUUGGCAGGUCCAUCGUUGUCCAAUCGCUGACUUUAGUAUCAUUUAUUCCUUUGUGUUUUUUUUCGGUUUUAAUAUUAUAGACAAGACUGCUUUCAGACACUUGUAUGGGCUUUGUAAAAGCAAAUUCAAUUCAGUGAGAACACUAUUUUUGUUUGA
Rhododendron vialii is the source of this 2550-nucleotide messenger RNA. RefSeq lists its product as uncharacterized. NCBI's taxonomy places the organism in Eukaryota, Viridiplantae, Streptophyta, Magnoliopsida, Ericales, Ericaceae. The record is from RefSeq and is a predicted model, not a curated record. Bases 304 to 2424 code for a protein of 706 amino acids. The transcript has 5 exons.